Messenger RNA from Nelumbo nucifera (sacred lotus), 512 nucleotides. Lineage: Eukaryota; Viridiplantae; Streptophyta; Magnoliopsida; Proteales; Nelumbonaceae. The record is from RefSeq and is a predicted model, not a curated record.
GUAUAUAUGUGGAUAAUAUGGAGGUGGUUCAGUUCGGUGCAAAUGGCAAGGACAAGAUGAGCUCGACCAUGAAGAGUGGAAGAGUAACCAAAUGUAAGCUUGAAAAGUUCUUCUUGGAGGGAGGCAAACUUUAUCGCUAUAGAUACGGUAUGAAGAAGAGAUAUCUUGUUACCCAAUGGUUUGGUACCUGCACUACGGCUAAGAGGGAUCCGCCGGAAGUGGUGCUCCACCGAGCCAAUUUCCUGUUGCAGCAGCACGAUGGGUUUGGCGAAUAUCAUCUGUUCCAAAGAAACUGCGAGGACUUCGCUCUCUACUGUAAGACGGGGAAGGUGGUGGACGGUGGCGCAAGCAGUCAGGUGAUCCAAAGGGGUUUUGGCACCGUUUUAGGCGGUUUCUUCAUGGAUAUUGGACUGAAUGAUAAGGCUCGCAGCGUCGCAGUGGAAGAUUUGAUGAGGGAGCGCCAACCAAUCACUCAGACUGAUCAGUUGAUGAUGAAUGUUGCUUCUAAUUAA